This is a messenger RNA of Tympanuchus pallidicinctus (lesser prairie-chicken), 1653 nucleotides long. It is a transcript of the gene HSD11B2, whose product is annotated as hydroxysteroid 11-beta dehydrogenase 2. The transcript has 5 exons. The coding region runs from base 70 to 1230 and encodes 386 amino acids. Gene Ontology annotation, molecular function: oxidoreductase activity. The record is from RefSeq and is a predicted model, not a curated record. Lineage: Eukaryota; Metazoa; Chordata; Aves; Galliformes; Phasianidae.
CCACGCGGCCGGUGCGGCGGGGCCGGGCCGGCGCUGAACAUCCCAUCCCAUCCUUUCCCAUCGCAUCACAUGGAGCGAGCGGAGCGGUGGGCGUACGGAGCGCUGUGGGCGGCGCUGGGGGGCGGCUUAGCGCUGCGGGCGGCGCGGGGAGACGUGGUGCUGGGCCGGGCGCUGGCCGUGCCGCUGGCUUUGCUGGCCGCCGUGCAGAGCCUGUGCCGAGCCUGCCUGCCGCUGCCCCUCGGGCUCGCCCUGGCCGCGGCGUCCGCCUGCCUGCUGCUCCGCUGGGCGCCCGGCAGGAGGCUGCUGCCGGUGGAGGGCAGGGCGGUGCUGGUCACAGGCUGCGACUCAGGCUUUGGGCAAGCGACAGCGCGGCACUUGGACUCCUUGGGCUUCCGUGUCUUUGCCAGCGUGCUGGAUCCACGCGGCCCUGGCGCCCAGGAGCUGCAGAGGAGCUGCUCGGCCCGGCUCACACUGCUACGCAUGGACCUCACCAAGCCUGAGGACAUCCAGAGCGUUCUGCAGCACAUCCAAGCCCACACCAAUGGCACAGGUCUCUGGGGCUUGGUGAACAACGCUGGUUUCAACGACAUCAUUGCGGACGCCGAGCUCUCUCCAUUGGGCAACUUCCGCACCUGCAUGGAGGUGAACUUCUUUGGCUCGCUGGAGCUCACCAAGGGGCUGCUGCCCCUCCUGCGCUCCGCUGGUGGCCGCAUCGUCACCGUCAGCAGCCCAGCAGGUGACCUGCCCUUCCCCUGCCUGGCAGCCUAUGGGGCGUCGAAGGCUGCGCUCAGCCUGCUCAUGGACACGUUCCGCAGUGAGCUGCAGCCCUGGGGUGUCAAAGUCAGCCUCAUCCUGCCCGGGUACUUCAAAACAGCCAACUGCGACCCAGACUUCUGGAAGCUGCAGAAGGAGCAGCUGGUGGCCCGCCUGCCCCGGGAGCUGCUGCAGGCUUACGGCGAGGACUACGUGGAGGAGAUCAACCGGCAGUUCAUCCAGUUCAUGAAGGUGGCCGUGGAGGACCUGAGCGCGGUGGUGAACAGCAUCACGGACGGGCUGCUGGCUGCCAACCCGGCCGUGCGCUACUACCCAGGGCAGGGCCUUGGGCUCAUGUAUUUCAUCCACCGCUACCUGCCCUAUUUUGUCCGAGACUUGUUCCUCAAAGGAUUAUUCAUCAACCCCAAGCUGCCCCGGGCGCUGCGGCCGGAACACAAGGACGCCAAGAAGCCCUGACCUCAGCCGCACGCAGGGCAGCAAUCAGCACUAGACCUAAAACCAAAUCGCUUUUCCCAAAUCAGGCAGAUGCAGAUCUAUUUUCUAUUGUGCGAGAAUCAACGUUUUCUAGAGACUUGGGUGUUUUUUGUAUUAUUAUUAUUGUAUUUUUGUUUUGUUUUGUUUUUUUCUAACCACGCACUCCCCACGCCUGACUCCGCGCGCUGGGACGCACCUCGGGCAUUUCUCAGCCACGUGGCAGCUCGGUGAGCACUGCCAGAGCCCUGCAGCCACUGCAGGCCAGCCCCUGCCUCCCCAUCCCACGCUCCGUGUGCCCACAGCGAAGGCAGGGGCUGAGGCCACAGGCUGCGGGUGCCGCAGAGCUCCGCAGCGAAUGAAAUACGUGAUUGUCACUUUUUAAAUAAAUCUGUUCUUGAUAAGCCA